AUGGGGGCACCGAGCGAUGGAGGGGGGUUCCAGCCCAGCUCCCCGAACGUGCGCCCCGGGCUCCGGCCCCGGCUCUUCCCCACACGCUCGCCUGGAACGGCCCGGUCCCGAAGGGCAGGCAUUUCCCCACUUUCCCGAGAGCAACACCGCGCCGGCGCCACGGCCCACUUCGCGGGGGCCCAGGCUGCGACUCCCGAGCAUCCCCGCGCCGUGGCCCCCGCCGAGCCCUCGGCAGGCCGCUUUGGGGUAAGGCCCUCACUUCAUCCAGCAACCAGCACCAUUUGCCCAGCAUUCGCCCAUACCAUAGCCUCCAUCUCGGAGCUCACCUGCAUCUACUCGGCCCUUAUCCUGCACAACAAUGAAGUGACAGUGAUGGAGAAUAAGAUCAAUGCCCCUUUUAAAGCAGCUGGUGUAAAUGCUGAACCUUUCUGGGCAGGCUUGUUUGCAAAGACUCUGGCCAGUGUCAAUAUUGAGAUGCUCAUCUGCAAUGUAGGGGCUGGUGGACCUGCCCCAGCAGCUGGCACUGCACCAGGAGGUCCUGCCUCCUCCACUACUGCUGCCAGAGCUGAAGAGAAGAAAGUAGAAGCAAAGAAAGAAGAAUCUGAGGAGUCUGAUGAUGACUUGGGCUUUGGUCUUUUUUGUAACAGUCUGCUAAAUCUCUUUUGUAACAGUCAAUAAAAAGCUGAACUCUUAAAAAAAAAAAAAAAAAAAAAA
Molecule: messenger RNA, 714 nt
Organism: Myotis myotis
Lineage: Eukaryota; Metazoa; Chordata; Mammalia; Chiroptera; Vespertilionidae
Exons: 2
Coding region: 1-678 (225 amino acids)
Biological process (GO): cytoplasmic translation; translational elongation
Cellular component (GO): ribosome; cytosolic large ribosomal subunit
Molecular function (GO): protein kinase activator activity; ribonucleoprotein complex binding; structural constituent of ribosome
Source: RefSeq, a predicted model, not a curated record